UCGAAUCCGCAGCGUAUAAGAAGCACCAGCGUUGAGUGGUAGUGGUGUCUUGUCCAUCCGCAGUUUCGCGCAGUCUAUCUAAUCGCACCCACGAACCAAACAACAACCAUGCCUUUUACUCUCGCUCUACUGCUCGGCGCUCUCGCUGCUUCCGCACAAAUCACCCCUCGGCACAUGUCCCUCUUCCCCCGCCAAAUCGACUCCUCCACCAUCCCCUCGGCCUGCUCCAACCAAUGCCAAUCCGCCAUGUCCAUCUACUCCUCUUGUACCUCUUCACCCGUCGAUACCUCUGGCUGUUUGAAAGUAUGCGAGCAGUCGACCUUCAACGAUUUUGUGGCGUGUAUGGAUUGCACAGUGGAUGAAGGGGGUGUCACAGGGACUUAUGUGCAGCAGUUGAUGGAGGCGGUGGACCAGUUGAAGGGGGCGUGUAGGCAAGUGGGACAGCCGGUCACAGGUGGUAUUGCUGGCUCAACUAAUACCGGGUCAGGUACAACCCGCACCCAAAUCUCAGGCCCCGGUACAUACUCGGGCGUAUACAACUCUUCUGCUGCUGGGGCCAACACCGCUACCAUUGCUGCUGGAUCUUCGGGUGCGGGGUCCGCGAUCGUUUCGGGCGCGACCGCUGCUGCGAGUGAUGGCUCGACUGCUGUACGCUUACACCUCACUAACUUUUGCUGGUUGGAGUGAGGAUAAGGAUGCAUUGCUGAUGGUAGACAUAGGCGACCAGCUCGGCGGCGGCGGCUGCUACAGGCGAGUCCUCUUCCUCCUCUGCUGCCCCUCUUGUCCAAUUCGGUACUGGUCUUUUCUCUGGGAUUCUUAUCUUGGGUGCGGGAGUCGGAGCGAUGCCCGUACUGUGAAUGUGAUUCUCGAAGGAGACUGUUAGGCUAAUUUUCUGUGAACAAUCUUGAUUCUGAGGACGUGGAAAAGAAGACGUAUAAACAUAUCUCUGUUUUUUUAUGGUUAGCUUCUGCCAAAGACAGUAGAGCGACUCGAAAAAAUGCAUCUCAAAGGUAAAGGCAAA
Messenger RNA from Cryptococcus amylolentus CBS 6039, 1021 nucleotides. RefSeq lists its product as hypothetical. NCBI's taxonomy places the organism in Eukaryota, Fungi, Basidiomycota, Tremellomycetes, Tremellales, Cryptococcaceae. The coding region runs from base 109 to 687 and encodes 192 amino acids. The record is from RefSeq and is a predicted model, not a curated record. The transcript is spliced from 3 exons.